This is a messenger RNA of Rangifer tarandus platyrhynchus (Svalbard reindeer), 1020 nucleotides long. The record is from the annotation of a GenBank genome assembly. Lineage: Eukaryota; Metazoa; Chordata; Mammalia; Artiodactyla; Cervidae.
AUGGAGAGCAGACAAGACAUCACAAACCAAGAAGAACUUUGGAAAAUGAAGCCUAGGAGAAAUCUAGAAGAAGAUGAUUAUUUGAAUAAAGACUCAGAAGAGUUCAGCAUGCUGAAAAGACCUGUGCUUUUGCACUUGCACCAAACAACCCAUUUUGAUGAAUUUGAUUGCCCCCCAGAGCUCCAGCACAAACAGAAACUCUUUCCAAAGUGGCGCUUGCCAAUUAAAAUCGCUGCUAUUGUAUCAUCUCUGACUUUUCUCUACACUCUUCUAAGGGAAAUAAUUCACCCUUUGGUGACUUCCCAUCAACAGUAUUUUUAUAAAAUUCCAAUCCUGGUCAUCAACAAAGUCUUGCCAAUGGUUUCCAUCACCCUCUUGGCACUGGUUUAUUUGCCAGGUGUGAUAGCAGCAGUUGUGCAGCUUCAUAAUGGAACUAAGUAUAAGAAAUUUCCACACUGGUUGGAUAGGUGGAUGGUAACAAGAAAGCAGUUUGGUCUUCUCGGUUUCUUUUUUGCUGUACUACAUGCAAUUUACAGUUUAUCCUAUCCGAUGAGGCGAUCCUACAGAUAUAAGUUGCUGAACUGGGCAUAUCAACAGGUCCAACAAAAUAAUGAAGAUGCCUGGAUUGAACAUGAUGUUUGGAGAAUGGAAAUUUAUGUGUCACUGGGAAUUGUGGCACUUGCAAUACUGGCUCUGUUGGCUGUGACAUCUAUUCCAUCUGUGAGCGAUUCUCUGACAUGGAGAGAAUUUCACUAUAUUCAGAGCAAGCUGGGAAUUGUUUCCCUUCUGUUGGGUACAAUACAUGCACUGAUUUUUGCCUGGAAUAAAUGGGUAGAUAUAAAACAGUUUGUAUGGCAUACACCUCCAACUUUUAUGAUAGCUGUUUUCCUUCCAAUUGUUGUCCUGAUAUGCAAAGUCAUACUACUCCUGCCGUGCUUGAGGAAGAAGAUACUGAAGAUUAGACAUGGUUGGGAAGAUGUCACCAAAAUUAAUAAAACUGAGAUGUCUUCUCAGUUGUAG